Molecule: messenger RNA, 4428 nt
Organism: Psilocybe cubensis
Lineage: Eukaryota; Fungi; Basidiomycota; Agaricomycetes; Agaricales; Agrocybaceae
Exons: 14
Coding region: 1-4428 (1475 amino acids)
Biological process (GO): nucleobase-containing compound metabolic process
Molecular function (GO): 3'-5' exonuclease activity; nucleic acid binding
Source: RefSeq, a predicted model, not a curated record
AUGUCAGCAAACAUUUUGCUCCAGUCCGAAGGAGAUUAUCAAGCCGGUUCUAUUGAACCUGCAUGCUCCCACAGCAAUGUGUCGAGAAUUGACGCCGUCCAAACACCGCCAGCGGAGACUUUUCAAGACGCGUCCGAGUCUGCUGUUAUUCGUGACCGUGAUGUUACAGAUAGCGAAGCAGACGACGAGUUUGGCCUUGAGUUUGACUUGACACUGGAAGACUUGUUUGUUCUGGAUGAACUUGAGCGUGAGGCAUUGAAAAAAAAUGACAUAAAUGCGAAUCAGAGCACUAAUUCAACGCCUACAUCACCCUUAUUGACGACGGCUGACAAUCAGCCGUCAACGUCAACGGAUGCCGCUCAUGUGUCAGUUAUGGGUGAACGGGACUUGGAAGACCAAAAUAUGCCUCAGAUAACCCUUGCCCAGCUACGUGAAGUUGCUUCACACUCACAGCGUCAACCGUUUUUUACCCCCUAUGCUACAUAUGAGGAUAGUGAUACGGAUGACGAUGCAGAAGUUAGUGAUUGCGAGGACGAGGCUGGGAAGCCAAGGCAAGAACCUGCUAAAACAAGUCCAAAGGAAAAACACACAGCCUGGUUCAAAAGACCACAGCAUAUGCCCAAGUGGCUAUAUGACUUUUUUGUGUCUGUUGUUCAGCCACUUAUCUACUCAAAACAUGGCAGAAAGCGUGGAAUUCCUGCAAUGUUCUCUGAUAAUACUCGAGCAUAUGCACCGCCGUCGUUCUGGAUAAAUCCUCCUGAGCCGUGCAUAUUACUUUCUAAGUACCGAUUCGAUCUUCCCACGCUUUGGCGCCCACGGAUCUACGUCUGGAUUCCUCAUGAUUUUGUCAAGACUUUGUGCUGUCCAAACUGUGGAACUCCUCUAGAGAAGAAUGGAGCCUCACGUCCUCGUCGAAUUAUUGACAUCGAGGAUAAUUUCUACAUUGUAACGUGGAAAUAUUACUGCCGCGAUGGGUGCAAGUCGGCUUUCCGAGGUUGGAACACAGCUAUAGUCAACUCUUUGCCUGCGUAUCUACGAUUGGCCUUUCCAGCUGUGCUAUCUCGUCGGAGCGGUGUUUCCACGCGCCUCCUGCGUCAACUUCGAGUUUGUAACCAACAUAAGAUGGGUCCGAGCGGCUAUCGGUCAAUGUUGCUUGAAAAUCAUACGUUCAAAUUCAGUCAAAUUCAAAACCAAUAUCUCGAGGCAGUUUUCGAGAUGGUUCGUGGACAGCAGCACGCAACGUCAAUAGGACAGGAAACGCUACAUGCAUUUGUUCCGCCAAAGGCUGAUUCAUUUGGGAACUUUACGGAUCCUGACAAAUACGCAGGGUUUGUUCCAAGCGAGAGAUACCUUGCGAGCAUGAUGAAUAAAGCCAUUGAACGUGAUGAAAGUGACGCUAAUCAACACACUGCAUGUCUUGCACCUGACCAAAUCGCAAUCGAUGACUCGCACAAGGUCAACAAGCAUAUUGCAAAGGUUGACGGUGUACCAGUAUUUACUGCACUAUUUACGUGCAUGGACUCAAAGUAUAUCCAGGGACAAGCUCUUACUCUCACUAAAUCUCAUGAAGAGCGCUCAGGCCCUUUACAACAAAUUGCCAAAUCUGUAAAGCGCUACGGACAUGAUAAUCCAAGUGUUAUGUAUUCGGAUGACCCGGUCAAGGACAAACCACUUCUGUAUAGCGCAUUCCCAGAACUCUUUGAAGAUUUAAUGCCUACGGCUGCUGCUCAUGGUUUGACGGCACUUGAUUUACCCGAUGACAUCAAAGUGUCCUGGUUGGCAUCGUGGGAUGUGACAGAAUCCACACUUGCUGCUCUUCUAUCAUCCCUUGAUUCUGAUUCUGAAAGAUAUCUGUGUGUUAGCCUUGAUGCUGAAUGGAAUUUGUCACGGAAGAUUGGAGUGUCGGUAAUCCAAAUUGCCCCUCACAGCCUUCCAAACGUGAUCUAUGUCAUACCCGUUCAUAAAUUCGGUAAUAAACUACCACCAUCCCUCCUCCGACUUUUAAUAUCAAAUCAAGUCUUUAAAAUUGGAUCUGGAAUCAAGGGCGACAUCACUCGAUUAAAAAAACAGUUUCCAAUUCUCGGCUCGCAGCUGACUUUCAAUCUUAUUGAUUUGAAAGAAUACUGCGUCGAGCGCGGAUUAAUUGCCCGAAAGGCAUCUGGAUCUCUUGAAGCCCUGUGCGAGGGUAUUCUUAAGCAAUAUCUUCCAAAAGAGCAACGACUUAGAAGAUGCGAGGACUGGGAGCUCAAAUCACUAAGCUCCGAGCUUCUUCAUUAUGCCGCACGUGAUGUUUUUGCAUCGCGCAUACUUUUUGAGAAGGCAAUGGAAUGCGCGCCUAUUGCCCGUCCACAGUUUGAUUCGCCAGCUGGAACACCAGUCGCCUUGCUCUCCCAAGAAGGUAGCGACCCAAUUGCGUAUGGUGUCAUAUCUCCUAACCAACCUACAACACUUGGAAACAUUCGAGUUAAAACACCAAAUCGCAAUCGCCUUGUUCUUGAUAUACACACCGUGAUAUCUCCUUCGGCUGCUGUGAUGCUUCAUUUGCCAUCGCUGGGACACAACAAGAAAGGAAAAACAAAAUCCGGAGCUCUUACAUUAGAGCAAAUACGAGCGUCUUCUUUGGAUCCACAUAUGUCAACAUUUAAAAUUGUUGCACCCCUCCUAUUAAUGGAGUUUGAUUUCCGAGCAUCACCGUCCGAGUUAAUGAGCAGUGCAUCGCGCCCUAAUAUUGAGGCAUCCAAAAAGCAUACCAAUCUAGAAGACAAUCUGCUUUCUGGGUCUAGUAUUGAGGAAGAUAGCUUCUUAGAUGACACUGCAUCUUUGGCUAAUGAUUUGGGCGAAGAAACCGAGGUUUCACCUCAAGACACAUCGGAUCUUGUUGCUUUAGAUAUGCUUGAGGCAUACUCAAAGAUUGAAAAUUGCGAAGAUGCUCAGCGAGUGCAGUCCGCAACCCAACAUUCUAUUGUGAAUACCCUUCAAAAGUUGAUUAAUUCACCUCCCGAUGCCAAAUCCGAGUAUACACGAGUCAAAAAGGACAUUUUCCAUGCAUUCCAUAUGAUCCCCAUAUCAGUCAAUCAUGGCGCACGCCCUUCUUUUCUUCGUGCUAUGCGCGACCAUUUGAUGCGCUGGGAUCCCAAAAUUCGAGUGACAGUCGAUGAGGCCUGCCAAAAACACUUCAACCUCACGUUUGAGCAAAUGCUGCUUAGAAAUCCUCGAUUUAUUGCCGAACGCACCCCCCGAUAUGUCCCCUCUCCAAGUAUUCUUGUUCCUGCAUUAAAAUUGGUCUUUGAGACUUAUGGCAAUGCCUUGGACGUCAAGACAGGAUUGCCACUUUUUAGUGCAGAUGCGCAACAGAAAGCUAAUGCUGUAAUUGAACUUGCACGUGAAGGCUAUUUAUCCGACAUCGAAGGAGUUGUCCUAUACGAGCGAGCAGGGAUUGACAAAUAUGGUCUCCAAAAGUAUAAAUGUCUACGGGGAACAAACAAUGUUGAAGGCGGCCCGCAUGGUGACAUUUACCGAAAAUUUGGUGCUCUUCACGAGUGGAUAAAUGGGGAUCUUUAUGAGAAGACCACCGAAGAGUUUGGGGUUUGCAAAUUUCCAGAUUCGCUCCGAAUACGGCUGGGAAUGGAGCCAUAUAGCGCUGAGGCUGAAAUCCAAUAUCGACUCAACUCAAGUGACAAUUGGCUUCGUAAGCGGCAAGGCUUAGCUUUGCCUGUAUUACCGCCUACAACUUUGGAGGCCAGAAAGUAUUUCUUUUUGAAGAUUCGGGAUUUUGCCGCUCUUGCUAACGACGCUGGCCAAAGUCGGAUUAAUUUUGAAGCAUUUGCACAAGAGUGGAACCGGACCGCAAAUGGAAAGGAACGAGUAUAUAUCACCACCGAGGUGUUGGCAGCCUACUCAAAGACAUGGGAAAAGAUGACAAAUAUUCGCGCAUCGCAAGAGCUCAUUCAAGAUAAGCUAGAGGUUCUUAAAGUGACAGCAAAUGUCUUUGCUGCAGAAAAGCAGCCUUUUCCAAUAUACCUUUCGGGAACAUCUGUAUCAACACAGCCUCGACAUGGAGUUAUCGAGAUACCAGACUCCGAGUCAUUACAAUCCAACCAGGUUCCUUCUUCGCUCUCUGUUAAUCUUUCUAUCUCUCGCCCCCCAUUACCCAGUCCUCCUACUCAGAACAUUUCCAACUCUUCCAUUGAUCCCAGACUAUUGUCCCUUUCCGCUACAAAUGUUGAAGUGCCAGUCCGUACAUUGUCUUCAACGUCGUCCGAUUUGCAAUAUCACAAUGAAGACAAUGUCAACAAUGAUCGACCAACUAAGCGCAGACGCAUCGUUCCCGACAGUAAACGUAAACGUUCUCUGCGCAAAUGCCGUCGAUGCCUCAAAACUACGUACCGUGUACAAAGUGCAAGCGCACAACCGAAUGUCGAGGUGUAG